Molecule: messenger RNA, 961 nt
Organism: Brassica napus (rape)
Lineage: Eukaryota; Viridiplantae; Streptophyta; Magnoliopsida; Brassicales; Brassicaceae
Exons: 1
Coding region: 387-788 (133 amino acids)
Source: RefSeq, a predicted model, not a curated record
UCUAUUAAAAAAAAUUGUGAAAGUGAAACUAGGUAAUUAGGAUAAGAUUAUCUAAAUAUUUUCAUAGAAUUAUCUAGAUAACUAUAGAUAUUUAAAUUCUCAGAUUUAGUGUCAUCCAAAUUUAUAAGAAUCAUCCAAGUAGUAAGAAAUCUUCUUCUAAAUAAUAAAAAAAAUUGUUUUUUCUUUCUUUUCUAUUGGAGAUAAUUACUCCAUAUUUUCUAAUUGUUAUUGUUUUAGAUAAGCUUUAUCUUUAGCCUAUCUUUUAUCCCUUUAACUUGGGGUUUACUACUUUGUGAGUAUAUAUACUCAUCGUUUGACAUUGGGAGUCAUCGGCUGAAUAAAUUGUAUAAUCGCGGAUUACGAUCGGAUCUCGCGGCUGAGAGAACAUGGUGAUGACGGAUCCAAAAACGGAGACUUCAUCCGAUUCCAAACCUCGAAUCGAGGAAGCGCCGUUAGAGAAACUUGGAGAUUCUUCAACUGUUUUGGACGAUCCAGUGGAAUCCAGAUCUCCAAAGGAAGAGGAAGAGAAAGAAACGUUCGGGGUUUGUGUGGAGGAAGCUAAGAAGAAGAAAGAAGAUAUCGUCACCAAGUGUAGGGAAGUCUCUACUACCUUGUGUGAAUGUGUGGAUGCUCACUUCGAUUAUUACGAGCCUAUUCUUAUAGUGGCGAAAGUUUUUGAAGAAGAGACGAAGAAGGAGAUGGAAGCCGAGAAGAACAAGGUCCAAGAAGAAGACAUCUCUGAAGAGGAAGAAGCUAGCUCAGGGUUGUUGACUAAGAGUAUAGGUUAACUUUUUUAAUGGUUUGUUUGCUUAUCAAUAUUGGAUUUUGGGGAUAAAAGUUAUGUUGUUAGAUUCAAAAACUACUUACAACUCUUGUUUUCUUUUCUUGUUUCCUAAGCUACUUCCUCAUUUGAAUGUGUUUUGUUUCUUAUGAAACAGACAAGGUCAUAUAUUUUUGCUUA